AUGGAAACUUUACCUGUAAACUCCUUCUUCCCCUUAUGUUUCUUGCUAAUUCUUUUGUUUUCAGAGUCUGUAGGAAGUUGGAAUAGCUGUCCAGAACCUGAAACAUCAUGUGGGAAACUUCCUGUUCGGUUUCCUUUCCGAGUAAAAGGACACCAAUCAAAACAGUGCGGCUAUCCUGGGUUUGAUUUAGAAUGUUCUUCUGCCAAACAUGCUGUUCUUGAGCUUCCUGGAUCAGUCAAGCUUAAUGUCAAACGUAUUGAUUACAAAUCCCAAACCAUUCAGUUAUAUGAUCCUUCUGGUUGCCUUUUAAGGCAUGUCCGUUAUCUCACUCUACUUCAUUCCCCUUUCCAGUUCAUAGACCGCUAUCUUUAUGACUUUACAAUUUUCAAUUGCUCGUCACCAAGGGACAUAAUACUACAUUCAAGGUGUCUAAGCGGCUCAACCUAUCAAGUAUAUGCCGUUUAUUCUGAUGAGGAUAUCGAAGUGCUUCCCUUAUUUUGCAAAAAAAUAUUCAACGUUUCAUCCAUCCCAUUUGACAUUAUUGAGCAUGAUGAUAAUAGCACUCUUUAUUUGAUGUGGUCUCAUCCAAUGUGUGAACAUUGUGAAUUAAAGGGAACAAGAUGUGGAUUCAAGGAUAUCACAACAAGGAAUAAUACUACCAGUUAUGAUACUACGUGUUUAGAGGUUCGUCACAAAGGCUUAUCAAACAAAUUUGUAAUUACAGGAUCAAUCUUGGGCUCACUUCUUCUAGUGUUGACCCCUGUUGUAAUUCAUUAUGUUUGCAACUCUUACAAAUCAAGGAAAGAAAGCCAAGCAAUAAUUGAAAAGUUUCUCAAGGAUUAUAGAGCUCGCAAGCCAACUCGAUAUUCUUAUGCUGAAAUCAAGAGGAUUACCAAUCACUUUGAAGUAAAGUUAGGGGAAGGAUCUUUCGGUACAGUGUUCAAAGGAAACGUUUCAUCUGAGUUCGAAGUUGCAGUUAAGAUCCUCACUAAUUCUGAAGGAAAUGGUGAAGAGUUCAUCACUGAAGUUGGAACAAUGGGCAAAAUCCAUCAUGUCAACAUUAUUCGCUUAAUGGGCUUUUGUGCUGAUGGCUUUAGAAGAGCACUAGUUUACGAAUACUUUCCAAAUGGUUCCUUACAAAAUUUCAUAAAUUCAUUAGACAAAAGCCAAAACUUUGUUGGUUGGAAAAAGCUUCAUGAAAUUGCUUUAGGUAUAGCCAAAGGAAUUGAGUAUCUUCAUCAAGGGUGCGAGCAACGCAUACUUCAUUUUGACAUCAAACCUCACAAUAUUUUAUUGGAUGAUGACUUCACUCCAAAAAUAUGUGAUUUUGGACUGGCCAAAUUGUGUUCCAAAGAUCAAAGCAUAGUGUCAAUGACUAACGCCAGAGGAACAUUGGGUUACAUUGCUCCAGAAGUCUUCUCACGAAAUUUUGGAAAUGUAUCUCACAAAGCAGAUGUUUAUAGUUUUGGGAUGUUGCUACUUGAAUUAAUAGGAGGAAGAAGGAUCACCCAUGACACAACAGAAAAUGCUCCCCACAUUCACUAUCCCGAAUGGAUCUAUAAUAUUUUAGAAGAAAGGGAGGAUGUAAGGAUACAUAUAGACGAAGACAGUGAUGCUAAAACUGUAAAAAAAUUGGGAAUAGUGGGACUGUGGUGCAUUCAAUGGCAUCCUGUGGAUCGACCAUCAAUGCAAGUAGCGGUUCAAAUGUUAGAAGGAGAAGGAGACAAAUUACCAAUACCUUCUAAUCCUUUUAAUUCUGAAGGUACAUCAACAAGAAAAAGGUCCAGCGUGCCUACAAGAAGUCUGAUGCAGGGUUUAGAAAUAAUCCAAGAAGUAGAGUGACAGUCAAUAAUGAUAAAAUAUUAACCGGUUUGGUAGAUUUUGAAGUUUGCCUUUUGUUGUGUGUUGUUAUGUCAUUUGUUCACGUAUGUUGUUUGAGCCUUGUGUCUUGAGAAGAGAAGAAUGCAACAUGUAAAGCAUAUAUCUAAGACUUCUGUUUUUU
Molecule: messenger RNA, 2002 nt
Organism: Neltuma alba
Lineage: Eukaryota; Viridiplantae; Streptophyta; Magnoliopsida; Fabales; Fabaceae
Product: rust resistance kinase Lr10-like
Exons: 3
Coding region: 1-1842 (613 amino acids)
Biological process (GO): protein phosphorylation
Molecular function (GO): ATP binding; protein kinase activity; polysaccharide binding
Source: RefSeq, a predicted model, not a curated record